Molecule: messenger RNA, 1254 nt
Organism: Pestalotiopsis fici W106-1
Lineage: Eukaryota; Fungi; Ascomycota; Sordariomycetes; Amphisphaeriales; Sporocadaceae
Exons: 3
Coding region: 1-1254 (417 amino acids)
Source: RefSeq, a predicted model, not a curated record
AUGGGCCGGACAGAGCCUUCCAAAGGCCUGGCGCCACCGAGCUUCCGUCGUGACGCACGCGCCAAGAAGGCAAAAGCCACUCUGAACAAAGCCAUUCCGGCACUGCUAUCGAGCCAUCCGCGCGCAAAACGUGGUACUGAGGCUUCAGAGCUGAUUGUCGAGCCGCCUGCCCGCAAAUCUGCGUCAAAUGCACCAAGAGGCGGGGAAAGGAAUGGCGCCCCGUUGCCACCGAAUGAUGAACAACCCGGCUUGUUCCUCGAGGUGGCGGAUACCCUAGCGGUUGCGAGAUCGCUGCUUAGGGAUCAGGAGACUGAGAGAGAUGACCUGAGUAAUAGGGUGUCUCGUGUCGCCAUCUUGAACAUGGCCUCACCACUAUCACCCGGUGGAGGCUUUGUCAAUGGAGCAAGCAGUCAGGAGGAGUCACUGUGCAUGCGCAGCACGCUUCUACCAUCCCUCAAAGAUGAAUUUUACCGUCUUCCAGAGCUCGGUGCCGUCUUUACUCCCGACGUUCUCGUAUUCCGGAACGAAUCCGGGGACGAUCUGGAGAAACGGGACCGCUGGUUUGUGGAUUGCGUCAGUGCCGCUAUGCUCCGGAUGCCGGAGACGGAGGUCAACGAAGAGUCUGGGCGUGGCAGGUAUGUCAAUUCCAGCGACAGGGAUACCAUCUUGCAAAAGAUGCGCAUCGUCAUGAGGGUAUUCCAGGCCAAGGGUGCCAGAAAAGUCGUGCUUGGAGCUUGGGGUUGUGGUGCAUAUGGCAAUCCCGUCGGCGAGAUAGCAGCAGCCUGGAGCAAGGUACUGCUAGGUGGAAAGAACAAGGCCAAAGCCAAAAAGGAGACCUGGUCAGGUAUCGACGAAGUCGUCUUUGCAAUCAAGGACCCUGGCCUGGCCGAUGGAUUUGAGGCAGCGUUCGGUCCAGGCUUGACGCGCAGGGCAGCCGAAGAUGCAUCGGAAGAGGAGUCCGAGAACGACGAUGCUGAAGCGUUCAGGCUUAAAGAGCUUCAGGACAAGAUCAGCGAGCUGGAGCAGCGCAUGGCGCAGACCGCCAAUGCCCAGGUCAAGUCUGGGCUGGGCGGUAUAUUGGCUGGGCUGAAGAGUCAACUUGGAGGAGUCAACGACAAGGAUGCCCCAACGCCAGACCGUGCCAGUGAGGCUAGCAGCGACGAGGCAGCAUCAGACCAAGACAGUGAUGUGUCAUCGCCCCAGCCCGGCGACGAAGAAGAGGCAGAAGAUGGCGAUCAUGAUAAUAGGCGGUGA